AUGUACGAUGGCCUUUUGAGACUUGAGAUUCCAGCAUGUGUGAAACUAGUAGCAUAUGCAGACGAUGUUGCCAUAGUAGUUGUCUCCAAACGAAUUGAUAAGAUCGUAAGUCUAUUUGAUAUAACAUUUAGAAAAAUUAAUCGCUGGAUUGGAACAAUGAACCUCCAAUUAGCACAACAAAAAGGUGAAGCUGUUCUUAUCACGAGUAGAAAAAUAAUAGAGACCAUCAAGCUGAAGAUAGGAAACCUAGAGAUUACGUCAAAACCUCACAUCUGUUACCUUGGCGUAGUGCUCGAUGCUCGUUUGAAAUUCAAUCAACAGAUGGAAAACGUUAGUGGUAAUGCGUCAAUAGUUAGGACGAGACUUGCUCGACUGAUGCUUAAUGUUGGAGGCUCUAAACAAAUCAGAAGGAUAUUACUAUCGUCAGUGGUUACUUCGACUGUCUACUUAGCUGGUGCGGAUAUUCCUAAUAAAUCAAAGAAGACAUGGGGUCAGCGACUAAAAUUGACAAAGGGUGAUUCUGGAAAAUCAUCCGCAGAUCCCAUAUAUGGAACUGUUACAGGUAUGAGCGCCCUUUCACGCUCCAUGAAAUACGCGGAGACAUGGUUGUAUGGAACAGUGAGAGGCGCUCCGGUUCCUCCACCCGUUCCUGCUUUUCCUGAAUUGGCUGUGCUUGUUUGUUCAUGUCCGGAUUAUCUUACCGGAACAAAACGAAUGCUAAAAAAACCAUCAACAUGCAAAAAAUGCAAAGGUUCACGCUUGCCAAUAGGUGGCACCGUGAGGGCUCCACCUCCACCAAAUAUGGUUAUGGCUGGAACUAUUCGAGGAGGUACUCAGAGACCAGUCGUUAAGGUACGACCUACUAUAUUGAAUCUUCAUUCUCCAUCUGAUCCAUAUGAUUUUAUGAGGCGGUCGAGGUUGGUCUCACCAGAAGCAAAAGAAAUUGCUUCACGAAGUAGAGCUAAAAGCACGUCACCUUCUCGAGGUCGCCCCGAAGAGCGAAAAAGUUUAGAACGUGAUCGCAGCAGAAGUGCAAGUCGAACAAGAGACUGCUUCAGUGUUCCACAAGAACCAAUAGAGAGAAGAUCUAUAUUAGAAUGUAAUGUGAAUCCAUAUGAUUUGCUUGACGAGAAUAAAUCAGAAAAUGAAUCAUUGCAAAAUGAAGUUUUCGAUGAAGUCACCGGCGAAAUGAGAUAUAGAAAAGCUUGUUCAAGUAGUAUUCGUAAUAUGAGAACUAGAUCAUUAAUUGAACCCGAUACAAAUAUUAUGGUAGAUAGAGAAAAGGUUGAAAUGCGAAAUAAAAAAACUAAAUCAAAUUUAGAUAUAAGUAAAUCUUAUAGUGUGAAUAAGAAAUCAAAUGAAGAUAUAGAAGCCAAAAAAAUAUUAAAAAUAACAGGGCAGAUGCCAACACGUCCGCCACGCCGCUUAAAAAUUGAUAGUUCUGAUGAGACUGAUACUGAUUCAUUCGAUCGAUUAGAAAACUUGCUUGUGCAGCGAUGUGAUACGACUUUAUUAGAAAGAGUAUCGAACGCGUCGCAAAAUAUUUCUCCAGAACAGGAAUUACAGCAAGCAAUCAAAUCGAUAUUGAAGAAACCACGAGAAGGAAGUAUAUAUGGGGAUACAGAUUCAAGCACCGUAAGUUCGCCAAUAUUAAGCGUUGCAUCUGAUCAUGAUAAUAUAUCGCCUAUUGCAACAAAACAGUCUCCCUCUGAAAGAAAAGGUUCUUCUUCCCACUUUUACUUACCAACUCCUCAGUCGGCACCAGUUUCGAAAACAUCUCGGAAGAAAGUACAGUUUUCGGUCGAAAAUGAAACGCAUGCUGAAGAUAAUAUGGCGCUUGUUUCUGAAAGCACAUUAAAAGAACCAGCAAUUGCGGACAACGUUGUUACAGAGAGUGAGGACAUAAACUCUAUCAGCAUUGAUAAAGAAAAAGAUGACAAAGCAUCAAAUUUGGAUGCUGUGGGUUCCUGCCAAGAGGAUGCUGUCGCGCUGAUGUCAGAUUUUUCAACAAGAGCAUCUACAUUGCGUAGAAGUCUGAGCGAUCGCCAAGAACGACAAAUAGAAACAUCAACAGCCAGUACACCACUAUUUUUAGAUACCACCGCCCUGAGAAUCAAAACUAAUAGAUCAGAUGCCCGAGUGAUAUUUUCUUGUUCCGAAGGUUCAGAAGAUACGACUGCUGAAUCUAGACCAAAAGUUGCACCUCCUCCUCCACCAACUGAUACUUCCACCCUUCCAUCUAUUCGAAAUCAGGAAAAUGAAAAUAAAUUAAAUAUUGUCACAAGUGACGUUAGCAAUAGUAUGAAAAAUAUAGUACAAAAGUUUUAUGACUCAGAAAAACCUUAUUUACCUCCGAGACAAAAAUACCCAUUCGUACGAAAAAAAUCAGAAGAAUUAGAAUUAUCUACCAACGAUAGCUCCCAAAAUGUUCCUAGUGAUAUCCAUUUGAUUACAUCGACCGAAUCAUCAAGAACACCUAGAAAAACAAGCAAAAACAUUAAAGUAGAUGUUUUGAAAACAGAAAUGGACAUCGAAGGUCUCAAGAGCACAGUGCAAAUUUCUCCGAAUAUUCUAAACUCCUCAGAAGUUCACAGGCUACAAGUUAAACACGAUACUAACGAGAAUGAUCUGCAUACUAUGGGUCAAAAGAAAACUUCCAUAAUGAUAAAUGGCGAUGAUUGCUACUCAACUGUUAACGUUAAUGACGACAUGCCUAUUUAUCAGUCAUCGGUUGUUGUUAAUGACUAUCAGCCUGGAAUAUCAAACAUUUCGGGUAAUACCGUAACUAUAAGUGUAGGUUCUUCUUUAAUUAUCGACCACAAUACAACUUAUUUCAACAAUAAGAACUCAAACUAUAAAAGUGGAAGAUCAGUCGUGCCUGUGAAUGCAAAUACACGAGAAGUGCCAGCUUACGCAUCAACUCCAAUUGUAAUGUCUAGUCCCAAAUGUGGAUCUACAUUAGUAAGCUUAGAUUAUGGUCCAUCGUCAACAAUAUGCUCACAAGUAACAUUUGCAGAAAUACAAAAACAACGCAGAGAAGAAAUAAAUGCAAACAAUAGCAAUUCGCUAAGUAACAACGAAAAAUCCAUUAAUGAAAAUCAAAUUAUAAAUACAUGCUCAAAUAAUAAUAAUGUGAUAAAAGAACAUAAUAUUGAUAAUGUGAUGAAGGAUCCCGUUGAAGCUACCAGAAGAAAUCUUGUCCCACAUGUCUGUGGAAAAAUCGAAGAAACAGAUGUGAUUCGGCGAACACGAACGGAAGAUGUUACGGAGAAAAAUAUUGAGGCAUUAGGUCGGAGCAGUUUUGUUAGUAAACUGCUUGAGGAUCCUGUAUUCGGCCAUUUAGCGGAAGGAUUAGAAAAUGAACUAGUCACAAAGUUGAUAGAAAACUCGCUAAUAAGACUUAAAGAAAAUCAAGAUAACAGCAAUAAGGAUGUGGGCAGUGAUGACAAACAUAUUUCUAAGUUAAUAGAUUCAACGCUGCAGACGUUCCAAAGUGAAAGAAAUGCCACACGCCAAGAUAAUGCUGAGGACGAACUUAACAGCAUAUCAUCUAUGAAUGACAGCAAUAGAAACAGUAUGAGUUCGACGGCUUACGAGAGCUUAGAAUAUGAUGCUGCCGGUUUGUCCGAUUGCUAUCAAAGUUCCGCCAGUGAAUUGACCGCAGAAGAUGAAAAUAGCAAUGCACGGAAUAAGUUCUAUCAAAUGUUAGUUGAUGCAACGCUAUCUGAAAUUGAAAUAUCUUCUAAUAAUGAUGAUGAUCAUCAUUACGAAAGUAUUAGGAUUCAUGCUGAUCCAAUUUAUGAAGAAAUUGGUGAAUUACCCCCACCUUUACCCCUGUCACCACCUCCAUGUACCAUAGAUGACGAUAUAGAAAAGAAAUAUCAAGGCAGAUCUAUUUUUGAGGGGGCAUCAAAAUAUGACAUAUUAUCAUAUUUGGUUGACGCUAAAGAACGAGGUGUUGUACAAGAAGAUUCUUACACUUACAAUUUUAAUAAUUCUGGUGAUAUAGUAAUAGAAGAACAAGAUGAAAAAAAAUCUAAUCAUAAAAGAUCGAGUUCAGAGUUAAGCAGCAGAGUAAGUCAACUAUCAAAUACAAGUGACUCUAGUGAAGAUAUAACGUUAAGUCAUGUACCAUCCAAUGCUAUUAGUGAUAAGUUGCAUUCAAGGAAAACCUCUGCAGAAAUAGAGCGAAACGAUUCAGGUGUCGGAUCAGAAACAAGUAAAUCAUCGAGGAGUAGGUGGCAAACCCAUCAUGUUAUUCCUGGAUCUGUUAUAGAUAAAACAGCGCCGAUACAUUUAUGCGAAGAUUGUGAUGGCCCUGUAGAAACUCAAGUAACCGAAUCCGGAGUUAUGUUUGCUCCAUUAGUUUGCAGAAAAUGUGGUAAAAAACGAGCCGAAAGAAAAGAAAUAAUAACUGAAAUUGUUGAAACUGAAGAAAAAUAUGGUAGAGAUUUGCAGAUAAUGUUAGAAGAAUUUUAUCAACCAAUGCUAGUGGCAGGACUUCUAACAUCUGAGCAAUUAACAGCUAUAUUUUUAAAUACCGAAGAACUUUUAGAUAAUAACAGGGAACUAGCAGAGAGGCUACGAGAUUCACUAGAAAUUGCUAUAGAACAAGGUGAUGAAGAUCUGUUAACAGUUGACAUUGGAAAAAUAUUUGUUGAAGCUGCGCCUAUGCUUCACGCGUUUGAGAGUUAUUGUAUAAGGCAAGGUGCAGCGAGUUUGCUUCUAGCCAAUCUUGAAAAAGAUAAGGAGUUGCUGAGAAUAUUUUUGAGAGUAUCUCAAAUGGAAAACACAGUAUUGAGGCGAAUGAAUUUGAACUCAUUCCUCAUGGUACCAGUUCAACGUGUAACAAAAUACCCAUUACUAUUAGCCCGCCUGUACAAAGUGACUCCAGCUCAUCAAGAAAGUAGGGAAAUGUUAAAGCAAGCCCAGCAAAAAAUUGAAUUGCAUUUGAAUCACAUGAAUGCAGAAGCGAAAGACAUACCGACCAAACUUUGGCGUCGAAUAUCAACACCAAAUAAUGGAUCUAGGCGCAGCAGUUCUGAAAUAGAUAUGAUUAAUAUCAAGCUGAGGAAAAUGGCGGUUGAUGUCUUGGAAUGGAAUCACGACGAGGCCAGAUUUGCUAUGGAAGGAAAAUUGCUGUUCACUCAACCGACGGAUAAUAACUGGCGAAAAGGGAGAACCAUCAAGUUGACGCACAUAAAUGCUUUAUUAGUAACCAAUGGAAAGCCAAGUCAAAAUUAUCGAGGGGAUAGAUUAGAGAGUUCGCCUGUUCCAUCAGGGGCAACAUCACCGACUUUUCCGCGGCACACUGGUAUAAGAGAAGCAUCGCUGCUGCUUGUGAAGGAGAAAUGUGGCCGAUACACUUUGCUCAGAGAGCCUCUGUAUCUGGACAGAUGCGUUGUUUGCAGCGAACAAGAUUGGGAUGAUUAUUUUGAAGUACAAGAGAUAAUCAGCAAAGACACAUUCAUAUUUAAGGCCGAGGACGGUAUACGAACGAAGCAAUGGUAUACUCAACUUCAAUACCAUGCGCAAGGUAUGGGUCCAUGGAGAAAAAGGAGAAACGCCCUUGCGAAUAUAAUGAUCAAUGGAAUGAUGACCAGGACAUAAUAACCAUUGCCGUUAAAUGAAUUUUAAUUAUAGUUAAUAUAAUAUCAAUAAAUUUAAUACGAAAUAUAAUUUCGCGUACUAUAGUUAUACA
Molecule: messenger RNA, 5701 nt
Organism: Ctenocephalides felis (cat flea)
Lineage: Eukaryota; Metazoa; Arthropoda; Insecta; Siphonaptera; Pulicidae
Gene: RhoGEF64C
Exons: 6
Coding region: 1-5610 (1869 amino acids)
Biological process (GO): positive regulation of Rho protein signal transduction
Molecular function (GO): guanyl-nucleotide exchange factor activity
Source: RefSeq, a predicted model, not a curated record